GCCUGCGUUUGCGCAAGACCACAUUGUUACAUUUAUAUACAUAGUGUCUUUUAUUUUUUAUUUAAUUUUGUUUUUUUUUGCUGGUGUUUAGUGUGGUGUUGUUGAUAUGAUCACGUAAAGAUGAUCACUCAUAACUUCAGAUCUCUGCUACUAGUAGCAAUCGUAAUAAGUAAUUGUAUAACUUGGACGGCUUCGAGACACAAUGAUCACCAACACCACACUAGACCCAGGCGGCAAGGCUUGGAUUUACCUGCAUCCUACGUCAUACCUGGAGGAGAGGGGUCGGGGCCCUGGGGAGACUGGGGUGAUAUCUCUCCUUGCUCUAGGACCUGCGGAGGAGGCGUGGCCAGCCAGAAGAGGGUAUGUCUAGAGCCAAGACCGCAGAACUCGUGUACUGGCGGCGACACGAAGUACUUCUCGUGCCAGACUCAGGACUGUCCCGCCGGCUCGGGCGACUUCAGAGCCGAGCAGUGCGCAGAGUUCAACGACAAAGAGUUCAGGGGCUACAAGUACAAAUGGGUGCCGUACACGAAAGCCCCAAACCCCUGCGAGCUGAACUGCAUGCCACAUGCGGAGCAGUUUUACUUCCGACACAAGCAGCGCGUGGCAGACGGCACCAGGUGUAAUGAGGAUUCCCUCGACGUAUGUGUCAACGGUGUCUGUCAGCACGUGGGCUGUGACAUGAUGCUGGGCUCCAGUGCCAGUGAGGACAAGUGUCGGGAGUGCAGAGGGAACGGCACCAAUUGUCACACCAUGGAGGGAUUAUUCGACUGUCAAGAUCUCUUAAAUGGCUACAACGACAUCCUGCUGAUUCCUAAAGGCUCCACCACCAUCAUUAUUGAGGAAAUAGAACCUUCGAAUAACUACUUAGCAUUAAGAUCUAUAAACGGCACGUACUACCUAAACGGUGACUACCACAUCGACUUCUCGAGGAGUAUCAUGAUCGCUGGUGCUCUCUGGACGUACGAGCGCAGCCAGCAAGGUUUCCCUGCACCUGACAAACUCCGCUGCCUAGGACCUAUCACAGAACCCCUGUAUCUUUCCCUUUUACGUCAAGACGAAAAUGUGGGAAUCAAGUAUGAAUUCAGCGUUCCCAACCGUUUUAAGAUGCCCAACGACCAGCAAUACAACUGGGUGCAUGAAGAGUAUACGCCAUGUAGCGCCACCUGUGGUAGAGGUUUUCAAACCCGCAACGUGACAUGCAGAUCGAAGGAGGAGUUGGAAGUGGUUGACAACAAAUUAUGUGAUGAGGGUGUGAAGCCCCCUACGAACCAGUCCUGUAAUCAAGACCCCUGCCCCGCGCAGUGGGCGGCCGGACCUUGGGGAGACUGCUCUAAGAGUUGUGGCAGAGGAGGCGUGAAGUCUCGGGAGGUCAUCUGCCAGAAAGUUAUUACUAAUGGGACUGCCACCAUAGUCCCUGAUAAGGAGUGCUUAGAGUUACUGGGGAUGAAACCUGAAGUAACGCAGAAAUGCAACGAAGAUGUGUCCUGCCCAGUCUGGUUCGUUGGACAAUGGAAAUCGUGUGACAAACUGUGUGACGAGGGCAAGCAGACAAGACAGGUGGUAUGUCGCCAGAAGAUCAAUGGCCGUGUGACAGUUCUAGGGGAUGGAAACUGCACAGACGAGAAACCAACAGCUGAACAGAAGUGUAUGAUACGGCCCUGCGAUGGUGUGGACUGGGUGACCUCCAACUGGUCUGAGUGUGACACCUGCAUCUCAAAGAGGCGGACACGAAGGGUGUUAUGUUUGAUGAAACACCAUGCGACACACAUUAGAGUGAAUGACAGCUUCUGUAGCCACCACCCACGUCCAGUGGAACAGGAAGAAUGUGAUCGGGACCACCUCUCACCGUCUGAGGCGCAGUGGCAUACUACGGAGUGGAGCAAUUGUUCCAUGCACCGCGGCGAUACACUUCAGACUAGGAGGGUAUUUUGUGGCGUUUACAAAACCGACAGCGUGGAACAAGUGGAGGAAUCAAAUUGUGCUCACCUCCUGAAAUGCAAUGACACUAAACCUUGCUCCAAAUCCAAAGAGGAAUAUCCUUUGCAGUGGUUCACUGGACCCUGGUCUUCAUGUAGCAAAGACUGUGGUGGAGGGGAACAAAACAGACGUGUCGUAUAUAUGCGAGGGUUUGAAGAGGCCGCCGAAUUACCCUGGGAAAAUAUGCCAAGUACUGAACAGUCAUGCAACACUGAACCUUGUAAUCCAGCAAUAAUUAACCCAAAGCAUAUAAGCAGCGUUGAUGAAAAGAAGCCGUUAUGUAACGAGACUACGUUCGGCUGCUGUCCUGAUAACAGGACUCCCAGUCUAGGACCAUUUGAUCAAGGCUGUGGCAAACCACGCACAUGCUACGAAUCCACCUACGGUUGCUGUCCUGACGGUGUGUCCCCGAAGCUUGGCGACACUGACGAAGGCUGUCCCGUGGAGGCGUGCGCAGACACGCUGUUCGGCUGCUGCCUCUCUGAUGACAAGACCGCAGCUCAAGGCAAUGACCAGGAGGGAUGCCCACCACCACCCCCAGCAUGCGCAACGUCUGAGUUUGGUUGCUAUGCUGAUAACGAAACUAAGGCCGUCGGACACAAGACGACAGGAUUCCCUGAAACCGAAACUUCAACCACUGUAGCUGGUACAGAAACCACAACUGAAACCACUGUAGCUCUUGAAAUGAGUGAAGGAAGCACGACCGGAGCAGACACCAGGGCGGCAGAUAGCACAGAGGUCGGUAGCACCACCCUGGACCUAUGCAGUGGAUCCGAGUUCGGAUGCUGCUCUGACAACCAGACUGAAGCCAAGGGACCCGACGGUCAGGGAUGUCCAUGCACAGAGUACAGGCUGAUGUCAGACGGCACGCUGGAGAUCGUGUCUCUUUAUCGGAACGACACCGGAAAUUACAUCUGUGUGGCCGGCAAUGGCCUCGGUGUGGCCACACAGGAGAUACACCUGGUCGUCAAUGAUCCUGUAAGGACGCCUGCCAAGAUUGCUGGAGAUGAAAAUACCAUUGUGAUUGGGGAGCUAGGCAGCCCGCUCUCAGUGCGGUGUCUUGCGAACGGGUACCCGUCGCCAUUUAUUUUAUGGUUCAGGGGUAAUGAACUAUCAAAGGUGCUAUACAGUGAUGAUGUUUACGAAGCAAGAGGUAAAGUGCUUCUCAUCAGAAAUCUGACUAUGGAUACUCUCGGACAGUACACGUGCCAAGCGUACAAUGGAGAAGGCAAGAUGGCCUUAUGGGUCGUGAAUGUUCACGCAUCUAGACCUAGAGAACUGUUCAAUGACAAUGAUAUGUUAGUGCCGCGUGAGACAGAGGCUCCCACUACCACAGAGUCUACUGACACACAUAUACCUGUGUUUAAUGAAAUGUCGAUUACAGAAACCUCAACUGACACUGCUGAAGCUCUUAAAACGAGUGUAGGAAGCACGACCGGAGCAGACACCACGGCCGCGACGGUCGGUAGCACCACCCUGGACCUAUGUAGUGGAUCCGAGUUCGGAUGCUGCGCUGACAACCAGACUGAAGCCAAGGGACCUGACGGUCAUGGAUGUCCAUGCAACGCUACUGAGUUUGGUUGCUGUCCUGAUGGUAUCUCUCCAGCUACAGGAGCAGACAGUGAAGGUUGCCCGGGUCCCUGCAGUACAUCACCGCACGGUUGCUGCGAGGACAACAAGACCCCUGCCCACGGACCCAACUUCGAAGGAUGUUGCUUAUUGCACGCGUUUGGAUGCUGCCCAGACAACCGCAAGCCUGCCGAAAGACAACAUCUUGAAGGAUGUGGGUGUCAGUACUCGCUCCACGGAUGCUGCCCUGACAACGUUACCAUCGCUCAGGGAGCAGACAACCUGGGCUGCGGCUGUCAGUACACACAGCAUGGCUGCUGUCCGGACAGACAUACGGCUGCCUCUAGCCCCAACAACGAAGGCUGUGGCUGCAGCACGUACCAAUUCGGUUGCUGUCCUGACGGCGUCACCAUCGCCAAGGGACCUGAACAGCUGGGCUGCCACUGCCACUACUCCUUUUACGGCUGCUGUGGAGACGGCGUUACUCCAGCGACUGGUCCUGACGCUGCAGGCUGCGACUGCUCCUCCAGUAAACAUGGUUGCUGCCCCGAUGGAACUACUGAAGCGGCUGGUCCUAAGUUCCUUGAGUGUACUGAUGUACCUGAAAAUAAACAAGCUGCCUGCAGCUUACCCACGGACCCAGGCUCAUGUCUCAACUUUACGGCGAUGUGGUACUUCGAUAUGACAUACGGAGGCUGUUCCCGUUUCUGGUACGGAGGCUGUGAGGCCAAUGGGAACGUCUUCGCCACUAAAGAGGACUGUGAGGACGUGUGUGUACAGCCCUCACCUAAAGAAGUAUGCAACCUUCCGAGCGUAAAGGGCGCCUGUGACGAUAACUUCGGGCACUGGUACUACAACAGCACCCGCGAGCAGUGUGUUCCAUUCCUGUACGGAGGAUGUCUCGGCAACGCCAACAACUUCAAGACUAAGGAGCUCUGCCAGAAGCAAUGUGAUUCUAAAGCAGUUAAAGGGCAAUGCGACCUGCCAAUCGAGCAGGGCUCGUGUGCCGGCAACUUCAGCCGCUGGGGCUUCAACCCUGACACUCGCAGCUGCGAGCAGUUUAUAUGGGGAGGAUGUGAGGGCAACUCCAACCGGUUCAAUACUGAGGCCGCUUGUCAGAUGCGCUGCAACCCACCAGGGUCACCACCACCUCAGUGCGCAGAGCCACAGGAAGCAGGCUCUUGUAGCAAUAAGGAAGCCCUCUGGUCCUUCAGUGUGUCAGAAAACCGCUGCGUACCAUUCUACUACAGCGGUUGUGGAGGCAACAACAACAGGUUCCCGUCCAGGGAGGCUUGUGAACAGACCUGUCCUGCCGCUUACGUGCCCGAUAAAUGCACGCUGCCCGCCGAAACCGGCCAGUGUUCCAACUACAGGGAACGAUGGUUCUUUGACACCACGUUCAAGAGAUGUCGUCAGUUCUACUACGGAGGUUGUGGAGGUAACGAGAAUAACUUUCCCAACGAAGAGGAGUGUGAAAACUCGUGCUCCGAGCUUACGGCUACCACUACUACCGCCACCACCACUAACACGGUUAGACCUGCGGAACCUCGGCUGCCACCAGGACCCAAAGAACCAUCGAGACCUGAGACAACCGAGGUAGACGACUGCGGGGAGUACGUGGCGAACUGUUCGAGACUACGCUGCAAGUACAUCUUACUGCGCACGCGCAUGCCGAACGGAUGUUACAUGUGUUCUUGUUUGUUCGGUAAGCUCGAGACCGACUGCACGCCACUGAUAAACGAGUGCGAGACCAUCGAAUGUACAUACGGUAUUCAGAUUACUACCGAAUCCGAUGGAUGUCAGAGGUGUAGCUGCAAAGAAUACCCGUGUAAGAAAAAAUCGUGUCCGCCCGGCGACCGCUGCGUGGUCAUCCCUUACAAAAAUGACACCGAUUUAUCUACGAAGUACACCGCAGAUUGCAGGACUGACGUACCAGAGCCACCACAAGCGCUGCCGCUGCAAGAGCCCCAGGUGACAGCUUCAGAAGGUUGUAAGACUGUUCUUCGCUGUCUGUUCUACGGCAACCCUCCGCCCAAGAUCACGUGGAGACAUGGGAAGCUCAAUAUCGUCGGCAGCACUGGUCGCUACAGGCUGAUGUCGGACGGCGCACUGGAGAUCGUGUCUCUAUACCGGAACGACACCGGGGUCUACAUCUGUGUGGCAGACAAUGGCCUUGGAGUGGCCACGCAGGAGAUACACCUGGUCGUCAAUGCUACCUGCGGAAAGCCGAAUGCAGAAAGCUGCGACAAGCUGCGGAAAGUCCACUGCGGAAAGUCGUACGGAAACUCCACUGCGGGCAACCUGACAUUCGACAUACCUAUUAUUACGAUUGAUCCUGUGGAGACGCCUACCGUGAUUGCUGGACAUCAGAAUGCCGUGGUAAUUGGGGAGCUAGGCAACCCGUUCUCAGUGCGGUGCGUAGCGUACGGAUACCCGCCGCCCACCGUGACAUGGCACAGAGUCUAUAACGGAACAAUUAUACCAGUUAAUAACGUGACAUAUGAAGCCAAAGGCGAUGUGCUCCUCAUCAGAAGUCUGGCUGUCGAAACUCUUGGACAAUACAUAUGUCAUGCGUACAACGGAUUAGGCAAGGCGGCAUUAUGGGUGGUGAAUGUACGCGCAUACAGACCUGAGGGACUGUUCACUGAGAAUGAAAUGUUAGUGCCGCGCGAGACACAGGAUCCCACAACCACAGAGUCUAUUGAUACACAUAUGCCUAUGUUUACAGAAACUUCGAUUACAGUAUCUACAACUGAAACUGCUGAAGGUCUAGAAACGAGUGAAAGAAGCACGACCGAAGCAGACACCAUGGUGGCAAGUAGCACGGAGGUCGGUAGCACCACCCUGGACCUGUGCAAUGGAUUCGAGUUCAGAUGCUGCGCUAACAACCAAACUGAAGCCAAGGGACCCGACGGUCAGAGAUGCCCAUGCAACGCUACUAAGCUUUGUGACUACGAGGACCUACCAGCGCCACCACAAGCGUUGCCGCAGAAAGAGGCCCAAGUGGCAGCUUCAGAAGGUGGUAAAGCUACCCUUCGCUGUCCGUUCCACGGCAGCCCUCCGCCCAAGAUCACGUGGAGACAUGGAGAGCUCAAUAUCGACGGCAGCGCGGGUCGCUACAGGCUGAUGUCGGACGGCACGCUGGAGAUCGUGUCUCUUUAUCGGAACGACACCGGAAACUACAUCUGUGUGGCAGACAAUAGUCUCGGAGUGGCCACGCAGGAGAUACACCUGGUCGUCAAUGAUCCUGUAGUGACGCCUGUCAGAAUUGCUGGAGAUAAGAAUGCCGUGGUAAUUGGGGAGCUGGGCAGCCCGCUCUCAGUGCGGUGCCUGGCGUACGGGUACCCGCCGCCCACCGUGUUCUGGUACUACGUCUAUAAUGGAACGAUGGUACCAUUUAUAAACGCGAUGUAUGAAGCCAGAGGCAAAGUUUUAUUGAUCAGAAAUCUGGCUAUCGAAACCCUUGGACAAUACAUGUGCCAAGCGUACAACGGAGUAGACGAGGCAGCGUGGGUAGUGAAUGUACGCGCAUACAGACCUGAGGGACUGCGCACAACUAAUGAUAUGUUAGUGCCGCGCGACUCGCGCGAGACACAGGUUCCCACUGCCGCAGACUCUAUUGACACACAUAUACCUGUGUUUACCGAAACUUCUAUUACAGAAACCACAACUAACACUGCUAAAGCUCUAGAAACGACUGAAAGAAGCACGACCGGAGCAGACACCAUGGUGGCAGGUAGUACGGACGUCGGUGGCACCACCCUGGACCUGUGCAGUGGCUCCGAGUUCGGAUGUUGCGCUGACAACCAGACUGAAGCCAAGGGACCCGACGGUCAGGGAUGUCCAUGCAACACUACUGAGCUUUGUAAUUAUCCCAAGGGUGUGCCAUCAAUGCCGGUGUCCGUGCACGUGACGGCGUCGACGACAAGUAUCGGCAAAGACCUGAAACUCACUUGCGAAGUGGAUGGAUACCCGGAGCCUGACGUCUACUGGACGAAGGACGGCGUGCGUCUUGAAAACAACGACAGAAUUCUUAUUACUGGUAACGUGGAAUCCGAGCUGACAGUGCAGCGAGUGACAGUCUCUGACAGCGGGCUGUACGCGUGCCAUGCCAGCAACCUCUACAGCUCGGGAACUGACACUGCGCAGGUCAACGUAAAGCAAGUUUAUGUACCACCUAAAUGCACGGACAAUCCAUUCUUCGCUAAUUGCGUCCAUAUCGUGCGUAGCAACUUCUGUGCACACAAGUAUUAUAAACAGUACUGUUGUAAGUCGUGCGUGGAGGCAGGUCAGAUCGCGCCCCCGGAGGAAUAGUUUCAAGCAGACUACCCCUUGAAGAAGAAGAAGACCGAUUCACCGAACCUUACGUGGCGUAUUUGAAGUAAGAAUGUCUUACGACAAAAAAUAUUUAUGGAAUAAAAAAUCAAAUGAAUUGCAUGUUGUAUUUAUUGAAAAAUAAAAUAAGUUAGUCGUAUAAAUUAUGCUCUUAGCACAGCCAAGGUAUGUAGUACAUAGUCACAAAAUGUUGAAUGCGGUACAAUAUUCCUACGUGUUGCUCUAGUUCAAUAGGGAUGAUGGCGGCGUAUGAAAAUUAAAAAUCUAUUUAGUACAUCAGUUAGGUGAUGAAAAAAUAUUACAC
Molecule: messenger RNA, 8188 nt
Organism: Spodoptera litura
Lineage: Eukaryota; Metazoa; Arthropoda; Insecta; Lepidoptera; Noctuidae
Product: papilin-like
Biological process (GO): extracellular matrix organization; proteolysis
Cellular component (GO): extracellular matrix
Molecular function (GO): serine-type endopeptidase inhibitor activity; metalloendopeptidase activity
Source: RefSeq, a predicted model, not a curated record